Gracilinanus agilis (Agile Gracile Mouse Opossum) is the source of this 1048-nucleotide messenger RNA. RefSeq names its product dynactin subunit 5 (gene DCTN5). NCBI's taxonomy places the organism in Eukaryota, Metazoa, Chordata, Mammalia, Didelphimorphia, Didelphidae. The transcript is spliced from 8 exons. The coding region runs from base 29 to 604 and encodes 191 amino acids. The record is from RefSeq and is a predicted model, not a curated record.
UAGAGAUUGGGAGACGGAGGUUGCAGAGAUGGAGCUGAGCGAGCAGCUUUACAACAAGUCAGAGUACAUCGAGACGGCAUCUGGAAACAAAGUCAGUCGCCAGUCAGUUCUAUGUGGAAGCCAAAAUAUUGUGCUAAAUGGAAAGACAAUCAUAAUGAAUGACUGUAUUAUUCGAGGGGAUCUGGCAAAUGUAAGGAUUGGGCGCCACUGCGUUGUGAAAAGCCGUAGUGUUAUAAGGCCACCAUUUAAGAAAUUCAGCAAAGGAGUUGCAUUUUUUCCUCUACAUAUUGGUGACCAUGUCUUUAUUGAAGAGGAUUGUGUAGUCAAUGCAGCCCAGAUUGGUUCCUAUGUCCACAUAGGCAAGAACUGUGUAAUUGGCCGACGCUGUGUGUUGAAAGACUGUUGCAAAAUUCUAGACAAUACAGUAUUACCUCCUGAAACUGUAGUCCCACCAUUCACUGUCUUCUCAGGCUGUCCAGGACUCUUCUCUGGGGAGCUCCCAGAGUGCACACAGGAGCUGAUGAUUGAUGUCACCAAGAGCUACUACCAGAAGUUUUUGCCUCUGACACAGAGUAAGAAAUGGUGGAAAAGCUUCAGUAAAUGACCAGGUUAAGAAAUUACUUUCAAGCUCUCGGUUACUUCAGCACAUAUGUGGCCUCAGCCAGGGUAUAAAAACAAAUCACCAUUGAAGACAUCAAAAAAGCAACCUGUUUAAAACCCUUAAAUUUGCCAUUUUAACCUCGCAAGUACCAACCCUAACUGGUUCUAUUGGAAGCCCAGCUUGAGAGGAUGUGGAAUUGUCAGAAUUGCCUAUUGGAAAUUGUAGUUUGGAGGUGGGGGUAGGAGAAAGGGGAAGAUAGGCAUUUUGGCUGAUUGCUGCUGCCUCAGGAAGAUUUGACUUCAAAGACCUUAAUCUGUAAAUUCAUCUUGGAGUUGAUCUUUCCAUCUUUGGGGAAAUACUGGUGGAAAGAAAAUGCAAUUAGGUUGGUCUGUGUAAAAAACUAAUUUUUGACUUUGAAAAUAAUAAAUCAUCCUUCUUUGUACCCUC